Caenorhabditis briggsae is the source of this 4569-nucleotide messenger RNA. Lineage: Eukaryota; Metazoa; Nematoda; Chromadorea; Rhabditida; Rhabditidae. Gene Ontology annotation, molecular function: serine-type endopeptidase inhibitor activity. The record is from RefSeq and is a predicted model, not a curated record. The transcript is spliced from 14 exons. Bases 1 to 4569 code for a protein of 1522 amino acids.
AUGGUCCUACAAGACCAUCUUCUAAUUUUUCUUCUUUUAUUAUUGCUCACUCUGUGUGCAGGUUUGUUUGACCGUAAUUAUUUUGAUUCAAUGUUCUCAACACGCCACAUGGCAGUUACACAAGUCGACAAUCUUCGUGACAAACGACAAACUGGAAGUGGUAGAGUCGGUGAUGCAUGCGCCUUCAACACAGACUGCCUAGCUGGAAUGUUUUGCAACGGAGGACUCUGCUCUUGCCUCACCACCUACAUCGCUGCCGAAGGCUACUGCUACCAGAAGAUUGAUCCAGGACAGCCUGGAUGUGUCUACAACGAGCAGUGUGCUUCAGUGUGGCCUGACGCCUUCUGUGAUACUUCUGCAGGAGUUGGAACUUGUCGUUGUGGAGAGAAUAAAGUGGAACGAGCUACAAGAGAUGGACAUGUUUGUCUGGACGUUCUUGAUGCAAAUCAUAACACGUUGGCUAUCACUUGUCCAUUACCAGAAGGAGCUGGAUACACAUCAGCGUUAUCCGAUCCAAAGCAUCCAAGGCAGAAUGAGGGACCGGGACCAGUUCUAUGUAAUACUGAUAGUACACAAACAACUCAGGCAGAGGAUAAUGUGAGCUUUCUGAUUUUUAGUCAAAACUUUCCUAUGUCAAUGUUCCAGACUGGCGACGGUAACUCCGCUUGCUUAUUCCCUUCCAACGGUCAAUACAUCGCUGACCAGUAUGACUGCGUUGAAUUCGUCUCCAGUUUAGAUUUGACGUCUUCUGGAUACAGCGAAAAAGCCAACGGAAUCUGUUGUCCGAACCGAGCUUUCACCUGUGUACAACCCACUGCCACUGGUCCGAAUCCAACUGAACCCCGUUGGUGGUACAACUCGAUUACUGGAAUGUGUCAACAAUUUUUAUGGGAUCCAACUGCAUCGGGUCCUGGAGAGCACUCGCCAAACAAUUUCAGAACUGUUGAGCAUUGUGAAAGCUUCUGUAGAGAUACUUGCUCCCGAGGUGCUCCAGAAUACAUUCAUCGUACCUCCUUCCUGGAACAGACUCCAGUCUCCGGAUGUGCUCAAACCAGCUCUUGCUCCCAUAACUAUGAGUGUAAAUCCGUUGGAAGUACCCAAUGGUGUUGUCCAUCCGUCGCUUCUGUUUGUGGACCCGUUGGUGGUCGUCCUCUGGAUCCAUCUGUCAACACUCGUGGUGUCGUUUAUCAUGCAGGAGUUGAGAAACAAGGAACCGCCACGGCGACUAGAUUCUUUUACGAUCCACAAUCUGGAAAGUGUAGUCCGUUCACUUACCUUGGAGCCGGUGGAAAUUACAAUAACUUUUUGUCCAGAAUCGAUUGCGAGCUUUAUUGUGCUAGAUUACAAUGUGAUCGUGGAAAUCCUUUGAGAAUUGGUGAUGUCACCCAAUCUUGUGCCUCCAACAACGAUUGUCCAUCAUCCCACGAGUGUAAAAUGGAUCAAGCUGUGUGUUGCCCCAGAAUGCAAACGAUUUGUACCCAACCUCUUCGAGUUGGAAACUGCGACCGAUCAGUACGGAGGUAUUGGUAUUCCGCUGCAACAAGAGAAUGCCAAUCUUUCGAAUAUACUGGAUGUCAAGGAAAUGACAAUAACUUUGAGACACUGGUAGACUGUCAGACGUUCUGUAGAAAUGCUGCUCCCGAACCCCGUUGUCCACAAGGACAAGCCUAUAAAGACAACCAAGGAAAGUUCGUAACUUGCACCACGAACCGCCAGUCUUCAUCUUGUCCAGCAAAUUUCGAGUGUUAUUUCGAUGGAAAUAUGCAUGGAUGUUGUCCAACGAAAGCCUUCACUUGCUCCCUCUCACCUAGUCCUGGAAAAACUUGUGGACCAGGAGUCUCAUUCAAAUAUCAUUACAAUCCACAAUCUCAAGAAUGCGAGUCAUUUGAAUAUCUUGGUUGUGAUGGAAAUUCGAAUACUUUUGCUAGUAGAGCAGAAUGUGAAAACUACUGUGGAGUUGGUGGAUGUGCAAAUGGGGGAAGUCCAUUGAGAGAUUCUAAUGGAGCACUUCAGUCAUGUUCUGAAAGGGAUGGAGGGUGUCCGUCGUCUCAUGAAUGUUACGGAGUGAGCUUGGGUCCCGAUAUGAUGUCCUAUAGAUGUUGUCCAACCAAAACGUACAUCUGCGGCUUGCCUCCUCAACAAGGUUCAUCCCUAUGCUCGGGUGGUCUUACCGUAGUCACCAGAUACUAUUUCAACAUUGUCACCCGUAAAUGCUCUCCAUUUGUCUACAAUGGCUGUGAUGGAAAUCCCAACAACUUUGCCUCUCUCAACCAAUGUAACAACUUCUGUAUGGCAUCUGCUUGUAACGCUGGAGACGUUGUCUAUCUGAAUCCAAAUACAGCUCUCCCAAUUUCCUGCAACGACGAGCUCCAGAACAAUUGUCCGAAGAGUUUCAGUUGUAUUUAUGACAGUUUGACGGAUCAAAGUGUGUGCUGCGGAGCUACUGAUAUGGGAGUGUGUCCUGAUAAUGAGAAGGCUUACAUUAAUUCAAUGGAUGGGACAGUCAGAGAAUGUCUCAUCAAUGAACAUAACUCGUGUCCCAAGGACUAUUUGUGCAGAUUCAAUGCCGUCAAAAAUCGCUACUUCUGUUGUGGUUCUAAAACCAAAGCUAGUAAGUCUAAAUUGUUUUCCAUCCUUCAAAAAUCACUGUUUCUAGACUACUGUCCGGUGGGACGAGCUCCAUAUAAGGACCAAACCAGUCUUCAACCUACCAGAUGCACAAUGCACGCUGCCACAUCUUCAUGUCCAGAUGGAUUCGAGUGUCUUAGUGACCUCAAAGACGCCCUUCAAGGAUACUGUUGCUCAGUUUCCGAGAUUUGCCCCCAUCGUGAAGAAUACUUCAUCGAUGAGACUUCUGGAAUGCCAAGGUCUUGCACAAUCGGACACUUUGUCACCUGUCCAGCUGGUUUUGUUUGUAUGGCUCAGUUUGAUGGAUCCAUGGGAUACUGUUGCAAGGGUCAACCUCAGUUAACUGCUUCUGAUGGCUGUCCACCUGGAGAAAUUGUAUACAUGGAGAGGAAUGAAGUCGUGGCCUGUGACCCAUUCAAUCCAGAUAAUCAAGGAUGUCCUGGCACUUUUUCAUGUCAAUGGUCGAUUCGAACACAAAGAUAUCAGUGUUGUGGAAGUGAUCCACUGCCGACUCCAAUGGAAAAUGAUGGCUGCCCAACUCGUCAAAUCGCCUACACUGAUCCAGACACCAAAAAACCAAAAAUCUGCACAUCCGCCAGUCUCUCUUGUCCUGCUGGAUAUUUCUGUCAAUUCUCCAAUCAAAACAAACAAUUCCAAUGUUGUGGAAUGCCAAGUGACUGCCCAGUUCAAAUGGUAGCCUUCAUUGGAAUCACCGGAGAAGCUCAAGCAUGUUCGAUGAAUGGAGGAACUGCCUGUCCUGAUGGAUUCUCGUGUGUCCGCGGAAAGAGUGGGUCCGAAUUAUGUUGUGCCGGAGGAGAAACCUGCGAAGCAUCUCAAGUGCCCGUCAACGGAGUCUGUAUGAAUAGAGUUUUGAUCGGAGAGCAGUGUGAAGAAACUCCACAGUGUGUUGGUGGAUCUCAUUGUAUUGCCAUGAAAUGUAGCUGCCCAACUGGAACUAUUGAGCAGAAGCAACAAUGUAUUGAUGGAGUCAUCGAGAAGGAAUUAAAGUGCUCUGAAAAACAAGUCAAGGUCGAAGACGAAUGUUUCCCACUGGUGUCCCUUGGAAGAAGUUGUGUCCAUUCUGCACAGUGUCAAGGAAUGGGACAGUGUAUUGAUGGAGUUUGUGAUUGUGACGAUACUAGCGUCCGAAAGGGUCAUAGAUGUGAGAAGAAGCUGGCUAACAGAGUGAACACUCCUUUGAACGUCAACAAAUUUGCCACCGGAUCUCCUCAUUCCAUGAAACAGAUCCAACCACCAAUGUCCUCCUCUUCAGCACCCACUACUACAUCUUGGGCCCCACAACCAGGCCAUGCUGAAAUUAUGAACGAGGGUAUUUGUCCUGCACCAAGACAACCGUACCUGUCUAAUGGAAUCGCUAGACAGUGUAUCAGUGGACAACCAUGCCCAGUUGGAUUUUCAUGUACCUGGAGUCCACAAGCGAAGAACUAUUUCUGUUGUGCAGCGAAUAAGAUGGUGAUGAGGACUUAUGUGAUGAAGGAAGUAUGUGAUGGAGGGGAAGCCUUGUUGUUCCCUGCUACCAAGGCACCUGUGAUAUGUACCAGAUACACGACAUGUCCCCUGGAUACUUCUGUAGAAGGUCACCAAAAACCAAGCAGACGCAUUGUCAAAGAAAAAACAUCAAAAAGGCCUGAAACUUUCCGAAUGGCUCAUUCUAUAGCAUCAGCUGCUGUUCAAAUGGCUUCCCAAUACAUGCAUCCGGGAAGAAGGCGUCAAAAACCGCAACCGAUUCAGAAAAAUAAACCAGUGAAAAAUGUGAAACCAAUGAAGAGCACCCUGCCAUGCCCUCCAAAUCAAGUGCUUCUGGAAAUGGAAGUCAACCGAAAAAUCAUCAAACGUUGUCAAUCCACGUGUCCUGUCUCAAUGCGUUCGGUCAACGGAGUGUGCAAAAUCGAGCGGAGACCGCCAGUGGUCACUCAAUGA